UUACUCUUGUUCAGAACCAAAAAGAGCUUGAAAAUGUCUUGGAUUUUCAUAAUCUUGUUCCUCAGUUUCGGAUUUAGUAGUCUGUCAGAGGCUGGACAUCAUAAGAACCAUCCAUCUGCAGUUGUAGUUGGAACUGUAUACUGUGAUACUUGUUUCCAACAGGAUGUCUCCCGGGACAGCCAUUUCAUUCCAGGCGCAUCUGUUUUAGUGCAAUGCAAAGAUGGGAAUUUGAAGGAGAGUUUCCGGAAAGAAGUGAAAACAGAUGAGCAUGGAGAAUUCCAGGUUGAUUUGCCUUUCACUGUAAGCAGAUAUGUAAAGAGAAUAAAGAGGUGUUCAGUGAAACUGAUAAACAGCAGUGAGCCUUACUGUGCCGUGGCCUCAUCAGCUACUUCAUCUUCACUCCAUCUCAAGUCAAGGAAAGAAGGAAUUCACAUAUUUUCAGCUGGGUUUUUCACUUUCAAGCCUCUGAAGCAACCAACCCUUUGUAGCCGGAAACCCAUUGUUCAUGAUUCAAGAGUAAUCAACAACAGAAAAACCGGAUUUGGCAGUGGUGAUACGAUUACAGUUCCACCUCCAAUAAAGGACCCAAAAGUACCGAAAUUCCCUCAACUUCAUUUUCUCCCCGCUCUCCCACCAUUGCCUCAACUCCCCAACCUCCCUUCCUUGCCACCUCAUCCGGGGCUUCCCACCCUUCCACCAUUACCUGGAAAGGGAAGUCCGUUAACAAAACGAAAUAUAGCCCACCCUGCCUAUUUCUUUCCUCCACCAAACCUACUGGAUCCACCCCCACCCCAACUUCUCCCCCCAACUCCAUUUCAGCCUACUGCCCCCCCUCUUCCUCCUUCUUCCCGCCGGCCCCCUCCAGCACCAUUGAAUCCUUCUCCACCAAUACCAGGCCCUACCCCCCCACCAACACCAUUUCGGCCUCCUGCCCCCUCGCUUCCUCCUUUUUCCCGCCAGCCCCCUCCAGCAUCAUUGAAUCCUUCUCCAUCAAUACCCCGCCUUACCCCCUCACCAUCACCACCACCAUCACCGUCCUUACCAAUUCCCCCGCCUCCAUUUCCUCUUCCUCAGCCACCCUUCGUCAGCUUCCCCACUUCAUCUACUCCUUGAUGGAAUGCUAACUAUCCAUCUACAAUACUGAAUACUUAAAUAAUACCAGCAACAUUUAGGUCACUUCUUUGCUCUUUUUACCAUUCUCCUUCUAGUUUAAGUAAUUGUGAUAUGGAUAUGGUGUUGUUUUAGACUGAUGUAGCUUGACUAAUGUCAAUAAGAAGUGUAGCGUCGGUACCAAACGUAUUGUACUUGGAAUAAACCUGGGGCAUGAUU
This is a messenger RNA of Rubroshorea leprosula, 1329 nucleotides long. Lineage: Eukaryota; Viridiplantae; Streptophyta; Magnoliopsida; Malvales; Dipterocarpaceae. The record is from the annotation of a GenBank genome assembly.